This is a messenger RNA of Suncus etruscus (white-toothed pygmy shrew), 1644 nucleotides long. RefSeq names its product DIRAS family GTPase 2 (gene DIRAS2). Gene Ontology annotation, cellular component: plasma membrane. The record is from RefSeq and is a predicted model, not a curated record. Gene Ontology annotation, molecular function: GTPase activity; GDP binding; GTP binding. Gene Ontology annotation, biological process: signal transduction. Lineage: Eukaryota; Metazoa; Chordata; Mammalia; Eulipotyphla; Soricidae.
GGACAGCAGCAACCCCAAGAACUAAAGGAAAGACAGGGAGGGAAGAGACAUACGUGAUUACUUUCUGCUCUUUGGCACAGAAUCUGUCUCUCAUUCCUCUUUUAUUCUUAUCCUUGGGUAUUAGUUGGAACCCUCCAGCAUCAUGCCUGAACAGAGCAAUGAUUACCGAGUGGCUGUGUUUGGGCAGGGGGCUCGAAAGAGCUCCCUGGUCUUAAGGUUUGUGAAAGGCACUUUCCGGGAAAGCUACAUCCCUACAGUGGAAGACACGUACAGGCAGGUGAUCAGCUGUGACAAGAGCAUUUGCACACUGCAGAUCACAGACACCACGGGCAGCCACCAGUUCCCUGCCAUGCAGCGGCUGUCCAUCUCCAAUGGGACAUGCCUUCACCUGGUGUACUCCAUCACUCAGGCCGACAGUCCCUGGAGGGAGCUGAAGCCUAUCUAUGAACAGAUCUGUGUCAAAGGAGAUGUGGAGAGCAUCCCCAUCAUGCUGGUGGGGAACAAGUGUGAUGAGAGCCCCAGUCGUGAGGUGGAGAGCAGUGAGGCAGAAGCCCUGGCCAGCAUGAAGUGCGCUUUAUGGAAGACCGCUCGCCAUGCUCAACACAAUGUGAAGGAGCUCUUCCAGGAGCUGCUCAACCUGGAGAAGCGCAGGACCGUUAGUCUCCAGAUUGAUGGCAAGAGAGCUAAGCAGCAGAAGAGGAAAGAAAAGCUCAAGGGCAAAUGUGUUGUCAUGUGAAGGUUCUUCUCCAUGGAGAGAGCAGUGUGUCCCACCCCACCCCUGUCUUCCCUGGCUCCCCAUGUGAAACCCACAGCCAUCAGGGUAGCAUGUCAGAUGCCCACAUGUUCAAUGUUGCAUUUCAAUUGAGACAUGCCCCAUUGUCCUUGGAGAGGGCAUGCCAUACACCACCAAUAAGCAUACCCCUCCAGAAUCAGGGAAUCUGCCAGACAAGACAGUGGCGACAAGGCUCAGCCUCCCCGGGAAGAGAGGCACCAACCAUUUCUGAAAGUACUUUGUAUUCAGAGGCAGCAGAUCUGGUACCCCACAGAACAUGUGUUUUUAGAGAGGUGAAACAUUGUCCUGCAUGCACAAGAGAGCAUGUGAACCUGAAGCUGGACAUCAUGCUGAAGACCAGGGUUUGUCUCUGCUCAGAAGCCAAGGACAUUGUAAGGAAAGGCCCAGGAAAAGGGGAGGAAAAUAGGCCAAAUUUAUACUCUUUGGUGGUUCUUGAACUGUAUUUAAAAACAAACUCACAUGGCCUCCCCCAGAAGAUGUUCACUGCCUAUCCCUCUAUCCUUAGCUGAUCCCUGAGCCCUGUCAAUGUAAGGGAUGUUACUGGCCUUUCUAGGACCUCACUAGCUAACUGUUGUAUUAGCCUUUUCAAGUAUUUUUGUCAACAGUUCAAUACUGAGUUUGCUUGGAGCACACCUGCUCCAUCAGAAGUGCUUCCAAUGUUGAGUGAAGCUACUGUGACAUAUCCAAACACCACAAGACUUCUCUCUGUAUGUGAUACUUCAGGGGGUUUUCAAAUGUGAAGUUUUUUUCCUGGACCCAUGAUGGUAUACAACUUCUUCCAGCCCUCAGAUUUUAAAGAAAAGCAAUUAACGUAGCUAUUUUUAGUCCCCCUCAAUCCCUCCAAAGAAGUU